Chanos chanos (milkfish) is the source of this 1808-nucleotide messenger RNA. RefSeq names its product G patch domain containing 4 (gene gpatch4). Bases 102 to 1625 code for a protein of 507 amino acids. NCBI's taxonomy places the organism in Eukaryota, Metazoa, Chordata, Actinopteri, Gonorynchiformes, Chanidae. The record is from RefSeq and is a predicted model, not a curated record. The transcript has 8 exons. Gene Ontology annotation, cellular component: nucleolus. Gene Ontology annotation, molecular function: nucleic acid binding.
UGGCUGCCUACUGCAUGACAAACGCGUGGUUUAAGUAGAACGACAGACAUGAGUUUGACUUGGGCACAUUAAGAGGGAAUUGAGACCAGAGUCGCGCUAAGAUGGCAGAAGUAGUCCAAGAAAAGGCCCGGGGACUCAAAUUUGCAGAACAACAGCUUCUUCGUCACGGAUGGAUACAAGGUAAAGGUCUUGGGCGUGAUGAGAAUGGAAUCGCAGAAGCCAUCAAAGUCAAAGUCAAGUGUGACAAGGGUGGAGUGGGUCAUCAGCAAGGUGAGCAGUUCACUUUUCAUUGGUGGGAUCAUGUUUUCAACAGGGCCUCCUCCAGUCUUACUAUUGAGUCCAACCAGGAAGGCGUGUCGGUGAAGAAAGUAGCGGGUGAGGGGGAUGAGGAGGGAAUGAUAUCAAACAAGAAGCCCCGCAAGGCCAAACUGGCGAAGACUAUGCUCUACGGAUGCUUUGUCAAGUCAGCCACACUGCUGUCUGGCAAGGAGCAGCCUGAACAGAAAAGCUUCAGCUCAGAGGACAGCAGCAGCAGCAGCUCAGAGGAUGAGGACCAGAAACUGGAUUUGUCAACCACAACCAAGUUGUCUGAUGAAGAUCUUAUGAAAGCAUGUGGAGGACGCACUGCACACAAAGGAGCCAGACAUGGCCUAACCAUGAGUGCCAAGCUAGCAAGACUGGAGCAACAGGAGCAGGAGUUCAUGGCAAAAUACGGCAAAAAAGACCACGAAUCAGUGACCUCUGCCUGUGAACGCUCCGCCCACUCCACAGACAAGAACCUUGAAGUCCAACAGGACACAACAGGGAAGACCAAAGACAAAAAACAAAAGAAAAAAAAGUAUAACGCCAACGAACUCUUACAGAAUGAAGUCCCAGUGGAGGCCUCUGAGAAUAAUGAAGAUGGGACCAGAAAAUUGAAAAAGAAGAAGAAUCCAAAAGAAGCAGUAGAGCUUGAUUCAGGCAAAAUUCACAAUCUUGCAGUCCACGACAAUGACGCGACUCGGACCGAGGUGAAGAAGAAGAAGAAGAAGAAGAAAAACAUGGCCACACUAGAGGAGGGCAUUAAUGGCCAUGGCCUCGUUGUGAGUGGAGACCCUGCAGACAGUACAGACCAUUAUGUGAAAGAGUCAGGUGAGCAAGCCAUAUCUGAAAUCAGCUCACACCUGCUGGCAGAUAACAGUGUUUCUAAGAAGAAGAAGAAGAAGAAAAAGAAAGACCCUUCAGAGAAGGUGGUGGUUUCUGAAGAUAUAAACGGGGAAAACAUGGCGAGUGAAGGUCCUGCAGAUACCACAAAGAGCUCUGAGUCAAGUGAGGACUGCACCACACACCAGCUGACAAAUGGGAUCAGCUCAAAGAAGAAAAAGAAGAAAUCCUCCAAACACGAACAGGAGGUUCCCAUGAUUCCAGAUAAACCUGCUGUUUUGGAGACAAACGUAGAGGAACCAGGUUCUAAAAAGGAAGAACUUUUGAUUAGUGCUGCGGAGGAGGAACAGGUGAAAGAGAAAUCAAAAGUGAAAAAAAGGAAAAGAUGUCGAGUCGAGAUUGAGGGAGUAGAGAACGACACGCGAGAAGAACCCGCCCUGAGGAAAAAGAAAAAGAAAAAAACGAGAGAAGACAGCACAUGAUAUGUAUGGAAAUUAACAAAUUGCUGAAUUUUUAUGAUAAAUUCAUGCGAGUAAGGACUAAGGAGUGAACAGAUCCUGUUCUCAGUACAACUGUGGUGCCUAGAAUUGUUAACAUUUGAAAUUUCCGUAUGUCAUUUAUGAUGUGUCUGGCCAGUAAUGGCUGAGUGACAAUAUAAACAAAAG